Messenger RNA from Oncorhynchus tshawytscha (Chinook salmon), 3931 nucleotides. Its product is annotated as phosphoinositide 3-kinase regulatory subunit 5. Gene Ontology annotation, biological process: G protein-coupled receptor signaling pathway; positive regulation of MAP kinase activity. The record is from RefSeq and is a predicted model, not a curated record. Lineage: Eukaryota; Metazoa; Chordata; Actinopteri; Salmoniformes; Salmonidae. Gene Ontology annotation, cellular component: phosphatidylinositol 3-kinase complex, class IB. The coding region runs from base 337 to 3006 and encodes 889 amino acids. Gene Ontology annotation, molecular function: 1-phosphatidylinositol-3-kinase regulator activity. The transcript has 19 exons.
UUUGACACAAACCCUCUGCGUGUGCAGGGUCUAUAUCUCCACUACUACUACUGCGGCUACUGUGACUGGUGGUAGUCUACAGCUGUUGUUCCUCUGGAGCCAUACACAGCACUAGUGAAGGAUGUGGCUCAUCUGUGCUCCCGCUCUUCUCUCUUGGGAAUGAAUGGCAGUGGGAUUGGAGUCAUUGGACCUGAGAGGCUUUCACACAAACUAACGCCAAAAGGCUAUGGAUGUUAUUGAACGAUAACAGCAGCUUUAUCUCUGUAUCAACAUAAGGCCAGUGAGGAACACUCAUAGAUGAGCCUUGGUUGGUCAGAAUCAGGGUCGUGAGAAGACAUGCAACACACGUCGUGUACUGAGGACCGGAUCCAGCAUGCUCUGGACCGAUGUCUGGAUGGGCUCAGACCCAGCCCCACGGCGCCACAACCCUGGAACGUCCUAAUGUGCACGGCGGGCCAGUCGUUGAACCGCUGGAGUCUGGAGGAAUUGGUGAAGAGAGACCCAGAGAACUUCCUCAUCCUCCUGCAGCAGAUCCUCAGGAAGACCCGAGAGGUCCAGGAUCAGUGUCAGUAUGAGCUAGUGGCUCCCCUCGCUAUCAUGUUCUCCUCCACUCUGUUACAGACCCCCUUCUGUCCCCCUGCCACGGAGCUGCUGGAGGAGGCCUGUGAGGUGUUUGGCUGUUUCCUGACUUGGCCAGAGCCUUACUGCAGCGUGUGUAAAGGACUGCUCUCCACCUUACACCAGGAACUCAAGGCCCCAGGCAUAUCCUAUCACAGACUGGUGAGAGAAGAGCAAGGCCUGGCCACCUCAAAACAUCGCUCAAAAACAAUGACGGUUCUGUUGAUGAACCCUAGUGAGGUGCCUCCUGAGUUCCUGUCUGUAGCAGACCAACUGAGUAGUAUCCAACGGUCCCAGAGAGAGACGUAUAUCACCCUGGUCAAACAUGCCUACCAGGCUACCCUGGGCACCAAGUACCCCCUGGCCAGCAUCCACAAAGCCCUGCAGGUCAAGAGCCUAGAAGUGCUGGUGGAGAUCUUCUCCAUGGUAACCGACGUCCUGGAGAUGGCCGCUGCCAUGGACGACCCGGCGAGAGGCCGUGAUCAUGUGACGCAGGGCCUGGAGGGGCUGAGGGAGAGGAUGGGCGUCCCAGCGUCCGAUGUCAGGAAGUCUGACGGAAUGCUGCAAACGCUACCACUGCCCACAGCCAAGUGCUACAUGUUUCACUGGGACAAGGACAACUUUGACAUCCUCAACACCAUUCUGGAGAACGAGCAUGACCUAACCAGCUUCCAGACCUCCAGUGGUCAGGGUGAUGGUGAGGAGGGGGAGGAAGAUGCAGAGUUCAACCUGGAGGAGGAAGAGGGAGAGGAGGAAGAGGGAGAGAAGGAGUUUGUACGUAGACAUGUCGGAGACAACGGCUGGAGCGUGGACCACCGAGCCUCCACCUUCUCCACCGUCUCCUCCCUCUCCACUGCCUCUAAAGACUCCAUGUACUCCAACUUGUCCGAAUCCUACACCCCCUCCAUUCUCUCAGUCACUUCCGGUAUCGACAGCGACUUCUACGAAGACCCCGAGGACGCCACCUCCAGCCCCUCACCUUCGGAACGGAGCCCAACAUCCGGCAAGUCAGCCAAAGCUUCGGCUCGUCGGAGCCAGCACUUCUCCCGUUUCUUCAAGACAAAGACGCAAUCCCUGACCAGAGCCAAGAGCCUCGGCAGCCCAGAUGCUACGGACUUUGUCCCUGUUCGUUCAAAGCGCUCCAACUCCCUCCCGCAGCAGGUGCACCUACGCAGCCCAGACUCCUUGUUCCAGACCCCCUGUACCCCCCAGGCCCUCAAGCACGUGUGCUUCCGCCGGAGGCCCAUCCUGAGCAGUGACGAGGAGGGUAACAGUAAUGCCACCACCCUGAGGGUGGUAGUGUUCGGGGCCGACCACGUGGCGGGCAAGGUGGCGAGGGCCUAUAGUAACCUACGCCAGAGAGAAAACGUUUGCCCGAGCCUCAGCAGAGCCUUCCGGCUGCAGUUCUUCUUUGUGCCUGUGAAGAGGGACGGUGUUGUGAGGUGCCCCAGUCCCAGGUGCCCUAGCCCCGGAGGCCAGUCGGCUAGCCCACGGAGAGGAAGUACAUCCUGUACAGAGCUCAACAUUCUUGGCACAGAAGACAGCACUAACGACAUAGCCCGUUUCAUUGGUAUGCUGGACCCCUGGUACGAACGCAACACCUUGAGCCUGCUCAGUCUACCGGCCAACGUGGUGUGUCAGCAAACCUCGAAGAUGGAGUCCGAGUUGUAUGAUAGUUCCUAUGAGGAUCGUCUGCCCAUCCUGGCUGACCUGGUGUUGUACUACUGUCGCCAUGCCACCAGGCCUGCACUGAUGCAGCUCUACCAAGCUGAGAUGACGUUAGCUGGAGGCGAGAGGAGGACAGAGGUUUUCCUUCACUCCCUAGAGCUGGGCCACACCGCAGGGACACGAGCCAUCAAGGCUAUGGGUGCCGCGAGCAAGAGGUUUGGGAUCGAUGGCGACCGGGAGGCAGUCCCUCUGAUGUUAGAGGUGGUUUACAACAGGGUGGUCAUCAGUGGGAGAAGUCAAUGGACGAAGAAAGACAAAGUGUGCACCUCCAUCAACCUGACAAAAGCCUGCAAGAAUCCAGAGGAACUAGAUUCAAAGAUGGAGUGCUUGCAGUUGACAAUGACAGAAGUACUGAAAAGACAAAACUCAAACAAAUCUAAGAAAGGCUACAAUCAGCAACUGAGUGUUACUGAGGUGAAGGUGGACAAGGUGCAGGUCAGUGGGACUGGUAACACCACCUUCGCUGUGUGUCUGGACCAGGAUGAGAAGAAGAUCUUCCAGGGUGUCACCAGGUGUGAAGUAUCUGUAUGCUACAAACCUGACAGCUCUACAGACUGGAGGUUAGACCAGAGUCUGUCCGCCCAGAUCCAGCCACUCCACCCCACCUUCUGCUCCCUACUCUGCCUGCCCAUAGCCACCUUCAGUGGGGCACAGCCCUGAGAGGGGAAGACUAGCCUUAAAAAUAUAUAUAUACUUUAAUGUAUUUAUGACACUUUUUUUAGACAGCUGGUAACAGAGGGGGAGUAAGUGGAGAUGAAAAGCCUGGAGUCUGUGGACCAGACUAAAAUUAAUGGAAGUGACUCUUUUUGGAGCCAAGGGACAUUAUGGCUGCUGGAUGGUUCAGCGUACCAUCCUCCUGUGAUGACUAACAUUGCCUGAGACCUACAGACCUCCGUUGGGCUAACACAGUCUUGUGACAUUCAGGAGACCGGGGUUCAAUACCCAGUUGCUAAAAUGGACACUAUGGAUUAUGUAAAUGAUGUACAUUUGUAUACUAUAUAUUUCUUCCCUCAAAAUAACUUCAACAUUACACUGUAGCUAUGCUGGUAUUGGUGCAAGGUAUUUGGAAGUACUGAAGUCCUCUCUUCCUGCACUGUAAUGAGCAAAGGUUUCCUGAAGUGGGACAUUUCUGAAAUAUCACAGUGACUUCUUUAGACCAGCAGGGGGAGUCCAUUGUGUUCACUUUCCCACACGAGAGUAACGUAUGUCAGGAUAAUGAGGUAGGAAAAGCAGCCUUUCUCAGGACUCCACAGACUCACCCAAAAGCAAUUAUGUUCAAUGUUGUUUUUACAUUUGAAUGUAUACAUUUUACAUUGUAUUAAAUAAUCCCAUUUUGACAUUCCAUUGUACAUAAUAUAAGAUGUAUCAUACUAAGUAGCACACUGUAAUGUUUAUUUGACACGGUAUUUGACAAAACAUAAGAUAUAUUUGGUUUAUUUAGCUGAUACCGUUGACCGCAGGAAAGGACAUAGAUAUUCCAGGAUAGAUUGACCUGGUGUCAUAGACCAGUCUAUGGUGCUACAGAAUAUACUCAUCCAGUCCUUUUGUUAAUCAGUUGUCUAAUUUAUUGUUGUCUACAGCUUUG